AUGGAUUUGAAAUGCUUAUAAUGUGGUAAGAAUUAAAUUUCACAUUGGUGUUUGGACAAAUUUUGUCAGAAUAAUUUGAUAUGUGAUCAAUGUUCUUUCAGACAUGGGAAUCCAGAGAGAAUUUACAAGGAAGAUCAUCCAAAUAUAAUAAAUACGGAAAAUUAGAAAUUUAAAAUUAAAACAUAGGUAAGAAAGAUGAUGAAACAGAUGUUAAUUAUAAUAGACAGAAUGAACUAAUAUUACAUUUACAUUGAAGAAUAAUUUAUAGAAGUGAAUUCUGAAAAAAAAAUAGAAACAUAUUAAAAUAGAUUAAAGCUUUACUCCAAAUUUCUUCAAUUUAAUCCUUAGAUCCAAUCUGCCUUAUUUAAUUUAAAUAAUCAAUUAGAUAAUUAUGACUUCCCUAAGAGUAAAAAGGUUGAUUAAAAUUAAUAGAAAUAACUAGACAUAUGCAAAACAUUAUUAAGUGAGAAAUAAUAUGCCAAAGCUUCAGAAGAAAUAUCACGUUUAAACCAUGAGGAGUCAAAAUCUUUAUAAAUUGAAUGCCAGAUACUUCAAAAAAAUUUGAAAUAUGCAUUAGAAUUGUCAACAAAAGCACUUCAGUCACCACCAACUGAAUCAACUUAAAAAUUAAAUUUGUAACUUUAAUAAGUUAAAAUUCUUCAUAAAUAACAAUAAUAUGGUUAGGCUUUAAAAAUUUUGUAGACUAUUGAUAAUAAUAAUAAUAAUAAUAAUAAUAGAGAUAAAUAGAAAUUUCAAUUACAACUUGGUAUGAAAUUAAUUAAAUUCAAGGAAAAACUCUAAUAAAAUGUGGCUUUUUUGACUUAGGAUGUUAGAAGAUCAAAGAUCUCAAAAAGCCUCAAUAAUAAUAAAUAUAAGUAAGUUAAAAUUCAGGAUAGGAAGGAGACAUUAAUAAUGAUAAUGAAUUUAAAUUGGCAUUUGCAAAGGCCAAUUUUUAGUUAGUUAUUGAAGAUAGAAAUACAGAAAAUAGUUCCUAAUCAAUUAAUGGGGAUCCAAGUAAUAUUUCACUUAUCCCUUCAAACGCAAAUCAAGAAGUUUAAAAUAACCAAAACAGCCAAAAUACAUAAGUAAUUAUUUUCUUAAAAAUUCAAAAAGCUCAAGGAAUCGGAGGACAUUUAUAAGGAAAUUUUAUCGAAAGAACCUACAAAUCAAAAGGCCCUUUAUGGAUUAAGUUAAAUUUUAAUUCGUAAAAGAGAAUACAUUGAGGCAAGAGAAUUGUUAUAUUAACUCAUAUAAUUAAAUCCGAAAUACCGUAAGGCAGAAAAACUAUUACUGUUCAUUAAAUUGAAAUUAUUAGAUCAACAAUAAGACGAUAUAGAAGAUUAGUUUUCAAGCAUUGAUGGAUGUUUGGGCUAUCUAUAUCAAUGUUGUUUUUAAAGAAUAGGGGGUAGAGUACACCCAGAAUUAUGAUGAGGGAAUCCAGAUGAAAAUUGAUUCAUUCAUCUGAAAGAUUUAUUAAAAUAAUUAUAGUUAUUUUCA
This is a messenger RNA of Paramecium tetraurelia, 1497 nucleotides long. RefSeq lists its product as uncharacterized. Gene Ontology annotation, molecular function: protein binding. The record is from RefSeq and is a predicted model, not a curated record. NCBI's taxonomy places the organism in Eukaryota, Ciliophora, Oligohymenophorea, Peniculida, Parameciidae. The transcript is spliced from 7 exons.